Molecule: messenger RNA, 932 nt
Organism: Physeter macrocephalus (sperm whale)
Lineage: Eukaryota; Metazoa; Chordata; Mammalia; Artiodactyla; Physeteridae
Product: palmitoyltransferase ZDHHC18
Exons: 6
Coding region: 99-932 (277 amino acids)
Biological process (GO): peptidyl-L-cysteine S-palmitoylation; protein targeting to membrane
Cellular component (GO): Golgi apparatus; endoplasmic reticulum
Molecular function (GO): protein-cysteine S-palmitoyltransferase activity
Source: RefSeq, a predicted model, not a curated record
CCACCGCUGCCACCGCUAGCAGCUCCUCUGCUCCGCCCCGGUCCUGGUGCGGCCCGGCCGGCCCGCGGGGUGCAGAGCCGAGGUCCGCGGCCGACCGCAUGAAGGACUGCGAAUACCAGCAGAUCAGCCCUGGGGCCGCCCCGCCGCCCGCCUCCCCCGGGGCGCGCCACCCCGGCCCUGCCGCGCCCCCCGGCCCGGGCCCCGGGCCCCCGCCGCCCGCCGCCACGCCGCGCUGGAGCAGCAGCGGCAGCGGCAGCGGGAGCAUCGGCCGCCGCCCGCGGCGCAAGUGGGAAGUGUUCCCGGGCCGCAACCGCUUCUACUGCGGCGGCCGCCUUAUGCUAUCCGGCCACGGCGGCGUCUUCGCCCUCACGCUGCUGCUCAUCCUCACCACCACCGCCCUCUUCUUCGUCUUCGACUGUCCCUUUUUGGCCCGCCAGCUGACCCUCGCCAUCCCCAUCAUUGCUGCCAUCCUGUUUUUCUUCGUCAUGAGCUGCCUGCUACAGACAAGUUUCACCGACCCCGGAAUCCUGCCCCGGGCCACCGUCUGUGAGGCAGCGGCCCUGGAGAAACAGAUCGACAACACAGGCAGUUCCACGUACCGGCCACCCCCUCGGACCCGGGAGGUGAUGAUCAAUGGGCAGGUGGUGAAGCUGAAGUACUGCUUCACCUGCAAGAUGUUUCGGCCGCCCCGGACCUCACACUGCAGUGUCUGCGACAACUGUGUGGAACGGUUUGACCAUCACUGCCCCUGGGUGGGCAACUGUGUGGGGAAACGGAACUACCGCUUCUUCUACGCGUUCAUUCUUUCCCUCUCAUUCCUGACGGCUUUCAUCUUCGCCUGCGUGGUCACCCACCUGACGCUGCGCUCUCAGGGAAGCAACUUCCUCUCCACUCUGAAGGAGACACCAGUAGCUUUAGAGCUCGUCAUCUAA